This is a messenger RNA of Carya illinoinensis, 1642 nucleotides long. RefSeq names its product S-adenosylmethionine carrier 1, chloroplastic/mitochondrial-like. The record is from RefSeq and is a predicted model, not a curated record. Lineage: Eukaryota; Viridiplantae; Streptophyta; Magnoliopsida; Fagales; Juglandaceae. The coding region runs from base 183 to 1211 and encodes 342 amino acids. Gene Ontology annotation, cellular component: mitochondrial inner membrane. The transcript is spliced from 13 exons. Gene Ontology annotation, biological process: transmembrane transport. Gene Ontology annotation, molecular function: S-adenosyl-L-methionine transmembrane transporter activity.
AGUAGCAAAAUUAAAAAAAAGAAAAAAAGAAAAAAAAAAGCUCUCUUGGACACCAUAGUCAUCCCUUUCCCUCUGAUCAUAACGCAGUCAUUGCCUCUGCUCUCUGGUCUUUCUCUGACUGACAGUGGUUUGGAAGUGUGCACAUUUCGAGUUGUUGCGGUGGUGGAGUUUGGGGACGUUAAAUGGGUCCUAUUAAGCUUGCCGCCGAUGCCGAAAGCUCUUCGGCAGCUUCAUUUGAUACACGUGACAGGAAAAUGCGGAACUCACUGCUGGAAAGAAAGAAGUCAUUUGCAUCAGUUAGCAUGGGAGAAGAAAAGCCAUUUGACUUUUUUCGUACUUUCUUUGAGGGUGUUAUAGCUGGUGGUGCAGCCGGUGUUGUUGUUGAGGCUGCUUUAUACCCUAUUGAUACAAUAAAGACACGGCUGCAGGCUGUGCAUGGUGGUGGGAAAAUAGAUUUGAAUGGCCUUUAUUCUGGGUUGACUGGAAAUCUUACCGGUGUCCUACCGGCUUCUGCUUUGUUUGUUGGGGUCUACGAACCUACAAAACAGAAAUUGUUAAAGACUUUUCCUGAAAAUCUUAGUGCCGCAGCUCAUUUUACUGCAGGUGUUGUAGGGGGCUUUGCCACUUCUUUCAUUCGUGUUCCAACAGAGAUUGUUAAGCAAAGGAUGCAGAUUGGGCAAUUUACUUCAGCUCCUGAUGCCGUUCGCCUUAUUAUUUCUAAGGAGGGAUUCAAAGGACUAUAUGCGGGAUAUGGAUCUUUCCUAUUACGAGAUUUGCCAUUUGAUGCCAUUCAAUUUUGCAUCUAUGAACAGCUUCGAAUUGGUUACAAGGCAGCGGCAAAGAGAGAUCUAAAUGAUCCUGAGAAUGCCAUUAUUGGUGCUUUUGCCGGUGCACUAACUGGGGCUAUAACUACUCCACUUGAUGUGAUUAAGACAAGGUUGAUGAUUCAGGUAAUUUUAAUGUCAGAUAUAAAGCUAUUAUAUGGUAUUCUUUCAAAGGGAUCUGCAAACCAGUACAAAGGAAUAUUUGAUUGUGUUCAAACUAUCGUUAGAAAAGAAGGACCAACUGCUCUACUGAAGGGCAUUGAGCCAAGAGUUUUGUGGAUAGGCAUAGGCGGCUCAAUCUUUUUUGGUGUCCUUGAGAGUACGAAGCGGCUUCUCGCCCAAAGGCUUCCUGCACCUCACCAAGAUUCAAAUACCAAGCAUGGUUAAAUCUAUGAUGGGCUCGAUGGUCUGCGACCUUAAAUUUUUCUUCAGUUUUCUUCAAUUUUGUUUAUUUUGCAUUCUUUAGCCAGGUGAUGGUUCCUGCCAUCAUGAGACCCCCAAUCCAUGUAAUAUAUUAGAUUCUGGGAAUGAAAAUUAUAGUAGGGUGCGGCAGUUUAUUGGGAAUCCAACAGUUCAUGAUGUUACAAUCGGGAAGCCUAAACAGUGGAGAAGAUAGAAAACCAGCUUGCAGCAGUUGGGGACCCAAAACAGUGCAGAAGAUUAACAAAAACUCCUGUGAAUGAAUAUGAGCUGAUCGAAAGGCUAUUUCCAUUAUUAUAUAUAUAUAUUGUAAAAGAUACAGUUGUUAGGGUAUGCAAUCUAAUAAAGAUGCUGAGAAAAACUUACUUUUAUUCUAACCAAUCGGCAUAUUAAGGUAA